AUGGAGAUCGAAGCUCUUCUUGACCAGUUCUACACCAAGCAGAACCAACUGGCUCAGAAUGGAAACACAAAUGGGUUAGUCCAUUCAAAUCUCUUAUUUUUACAGAUGGAUUUUUGCAACCCAAGUGUUAUCAGACUGUUGAUUGGUCAAGUGUCUGACGUAUAUAUUUUAAUUGACAGGGAUGUUUUGAAUGAGGCCAUUCAUCAGAACGUCUUGAGAGAGCUGCAAGAGGAGAGGAGUGCAAUGGUAUGUGUAUCAAUCACUCAACUCCCCUGUUCACCUGAAAAUGUAGUUUUAAUAAAUUGAAAAUACCAUUGUUUGUAAUAGGUGGUUUUUCAUAUUUCUUCAUUCCUUUCAUUUGCAGAGAAUAGUCAUACAGAGGCUCACUGUGGCUCAGGAAAGGUACAUACUUUGUUCUCUCAUCACACAGAUUCUAUGUGGAAUAUACAUGUGUAGUGUGUAUGCAAAUACACUUUCUCUUAUAUGCAUUUUUUGAAAGUUAUACAUCUGUUUUUGUGUGUUUUCUUUUGUUGUGUUGAUUAGACUGGCGAGUCAGGAAUCCCUGUUGGCCCAGUAUCAGACCAGUGUCCAGGAGCUGACUAACAAGCUGAGGAACCGCUGCCUGGAGCUGAGCCAGACGGACCAGAACAGGAGUGACUGCUUCAGGUGAGAAGGGCAUCAGGAUCUGCUGAGGUAAUUGUAUGUAGUUUUUAAUAAAUUAAAUUAUCAUAUGGAGUGCAGAAAAUGGCAACUUGAUCUAGUUGACAGGCUGGAUCAUUUUAUGGGAGGCAUCAAUCUCCAUGCUCCUUCAGACAUGGCAAUGAUAUCAGGCGCUGUCUUAGUCCAUGAUUUGUUUUAAGAGGGGCCCUUUGUAGUGAAUCUAGCUAAUGUAUGGUGAUGAUUUUAGUGAGAAUGAAGGAGGGGAAAAUGUCAAUGUCGGCAAACCUGUCCCCUACAGGAAGUUCUUCGGAAGUAGGUUGACCACCUGUCUGAGGAGAACAGCAAGCUUGUGGGCCAUAAGAACCAUAAGCAGAGGAUUGAGUACCUGGUCAAGCUCAAAAAGGAAAACACCAAACCUCAAGUGGUG
Messenger RNA from Coregonus sp. 'balchen', 1087 nucleotides. The record is from the annotation of a GenBank genome assembly. Lineage: Eukaryota; Metazoa; Chordata; Actinopteri; Salmoniformes; Salmonidae.